Messenger RNA from Fusarium proliferatum ET1, 3060 nucleotides. RefSeq lists its product as uncharacterized. Gene Ontology annotation, molecular function: protein binding; metal ion transmembrane transporter activity. Gene Ontology annotation, cellular component: membrane; nucleus; cytoplasm. The transcript is spliced from 10 exons. Gene Ontology annotation, biological process: metal ion transport; transmembrane transport. The record is from RefSeq and is a predicted model, not a curated record. Bases 1 to 3060 code for a protein of 1019 amino acids. NCBI's taxonomy places the organism in Eukaryota, Fungi, Ascomycota, Sordariomycetes, Hypocreales, Nectriaceae.
AUGGUUUUGCCUUUAGAGUCUUACUUUUUUUCUGUCCUGGUAUUCUUGCUUGAGAAAUUGGUUUACUUCGAAAACUGGUGGUACGAGGUUAUAUGGUCCCAUUGGCGGCCUUCGAGUACAACCACUCUAGACAAGCUUGUCAAGAGAAAAGAGGAUGAAAUAUGGCAUGCAGUAAUCUUUGGCAAGGAUGGACAAGUUCGAAGAAUUUUCGAAGAUCUCACAAAUAAGCCCGAGGCACGUCUGACAUUCCCUAAUGUCACAGGCAAUGGGGUAGCAGCUUUCUCGCCAAGUUCCUCGCCACGCGAUACCGAGGCAGGUGCCCCGUCUUACCGCCCCGAUACCAAACUUCAAGAAGCAGUUGAAAUCGAUGUUAAGGAACAUGGGGUCUUCGAUCGAGAUGAGAACCGCGAAAUGGCGGUACAAGCACGCCUUGAAGCCAUUGCAGAGCGAUUGGCGAACUCAAGCCGGAGCUUAACUAAAAAAGAGAAAGAAAAAGCACAGAAAUGGUGGAGUAGCGGUUCCUUUUCGUUGUUAUGGAUGGCUAUCCAUCAAGACCACAAGUCAGAUGUGGACUACCUACUGACUGAGCACAAUCAAAAACUACAUAAGGGCAAUGGUUCGUCCAAUGAAACCGUUCUCCAUCUGGCAGUAUCAAAAAACGACUUGGAUCUUGUACGCGAUAUUCUCGAAAAGAGCUCCUACACAUCACCGCAUACAUAUAUCAAUGCCAGAGAUAGCGGAUCCAGGACCGCGUUACAUAAUUUGGUAUCUUCACUCUGUUUACCUUAUGCCUACCAUAGUCCUGGAGACUUGAGCAAGGCCUUCGACAUACUUGACUUACUAUCUCAACAUGGCGCCAACAUAGAUGCUUUGGAUAUGGGCUUCAGAACCCCCCUUCACACGCUUCUGUCAAGAACACUUAGCCGCAAAAGAUUUUGGCCAGAAGAACUCUCAACUAUUCCUCUAGAUCGUCUGAUGGAUAAGCUCCUACAGGCUGGGACAGAAGUUAAUACUAAAGACUUCCAAGGAGAUACACCUCUUCACAUCGCUUGUGAAUUGAGAAACAUGGACGCAAUCGCGAAGCUGGUUCGUAAUGGCGCCGAUCUUGGAAGUCUAAAUCGUGAUGGGAAGACCCCUAAACGGGUUUUCUCGGAUGGUCAAGGGCUAGACGAAGAUUUUUGGAAACGCAUGGUUAUACUAUCCCGUAGAAAGCGAAGCACUGACACAGAUUUAUUCGCCCUAUCAAACAGGCUUUCAAGCAGACGAGACAGAAAUUCCAAAGCAGCAAUAGCUGUAUGCCAGAGAUCAGCUGUAUAUUGCCGUUACCAAUGGAGUGGUCUAGCCUCCAACAAUAGCAAUCCGCCACAUUGGGCCGCAACAGACAAGUACGUAUCCCAUAUUCUUUUUUCAGACAAACGGUCAGAGGGCAUCCCGUUUCUGGCUGAAUGCGAAGAGGAAUGUGCACUUGCCUGGCAAGAUCUUGUCGAACCACUCGGCAAAGAGGGCAAAGAAAACGAGCAUAAUACAGCUGGGGGGGCAACAGACGUUGAUAACAGCGCCAAAGUGGCAAAGUAUACAUGGAGAUGGUUAAACUUCCCAGAAAAUAAUAUGACAUGGAUUAGAGAUUUCGUCGAAGACAAUUUAAGUAUUAGCAACAUCGCUCGGAGAUUCUUCGAAGAUCACAUGGAAGUGCGCAAUACGAGAAACAAAGGUCAUCUGAUAAGGGUGCCACAUGCUCAUAUCAUGAGCCAAGGGGCCUCUAAAGCGUAUGAUCCGGUCGAGAACACGGGCACCCCAACCAGAUCAAUGGUAUCUCUUGUGAUUCCAUUUAUAGAUAUUGAGGUUGAAAACUCUUAUGGCUCUACAUCAACACCGGGAGAAGAAGCCUAUCCCCCCUUUAAUGGGAUCAACGGAGUACAGAUGCCGCAAACCUUGGACCAGACUUCUAUCAACACCGACAGUCGAUCAGAACUGCGAUGCAAGGAGAAUCAGGUCAUUUACAGAUGGUCGAAAAAGCAGGACUCUGGGCAAGAAAAGCGACUUCCGCUGGAAUGGAUGGUACGGAAUCCGUUUUCCCCCCUCGCACGUCUCCUUCGUAAGGUGAGAAGAUACCUCGAAAGCUGUGACAACAAAGAGUCCGCAAUUUCACCUUUAGACCGUACGGGGCGAGCCAUGGGAGACGAAAGGGCUGGCAUUUCGACUGAGAUGCAGAGGAUCCUCAAGGACCGUCGUCCAAAAUGGUUGAUGGUAAGGCAGCUUUGGCUAUGGAAAUUCAAUGAUAACACUAUUCUUUCUGCGAUACCUUCCCGCACAAAUUUGUGCAUGGCUAAUGACUUGCUUGAAACCAUCCGACAGAGCGGCUUGAACGGGGUGUACGGCUCCGACGACCUUGUGAAUCAUAUUUUGCAAGAAACCAUUACUUUCCCAGAUAAGUUUUUGCGGGCAGGGCUGGGCGAGCAUAUACUUGAUGUGUUCGAAAGCGAGAUCGCCGCUGAGGCCGACGAAGAAGCCACUUUCUACAAUAACUUUGCUCACAACGACUGGAAUUCCAAACACGCAAACAGAGCUAUCAGCUGCACCUGGCGCGUUAAGGACAUCCGUGAUGAGCUACAACUUAUCCGGAACGUGUUUGACAGUCAGCUGAAAGUUGUCAAGCAAUUUGCCAAGGUUAUUGAAGAACAGCCGAUACAAACACCCGAAGACUUCAACUUUAUUCCCUCUCUCAAAUCAAAACUAGAGGGUAUGAUGCAGCGAAUUGAUUCAAUGGAUAGUGAGGCCAAUAAGACAACAGAAAGUCUCAGCAACAUCACUCAGGCGAUGCUAGCUCAAGCAGCACUGAAAGAGGCAGAAUCAGCUCGCUUGAUGAACUUCAUCAUCCUACCAUUCACUAUUGUUACGGUUAUCUUUACCCCUCUGUCAUUCAUGACAAGCCUCUUUGCCGUUAACUCGGAUGGCUUCCCGCAAAAUGAAGAUGGGGAACUUCGCAUCCCUUCAGAUUGGUUCUGGCGGCGGAUGGGUAUGUUUAUUCCUGGCAGAAUUGAAGGCUCCUGUGGUGUCUAA